Messenger RNA from Fusarium fujikuroi IMI 58289, 474 nucleotides. RefSeq lists its product as uncharacterized. The transcript has a single exon. The record is from RefSeq and is a predicted model, not a curated record. Lineage: Eukaryota; Fungi; Ascomycota; Sordariomycetes; Hypocreales; Nectriaceae. The coding region runs from base 1 to 474 and encodes 157 amino acids.
AUGCUCGCCCAAGCCGUCCUUCUCAUCGCCUUCGUGUGCAAUGUCUCAGGCACGCCCUACGUCGUCACCGACCCCAAGGACCUCCACAGCACCUGGUCCAGCGACGACUUCAGCGCUACACCUGCUCCCGACGGCCAUUCGAUCAAAUGGGCGUUCACCGUAAAGGGACAUAACGGUGUCCCGGACCCUGGAAACUUUGCAGCUUCGUGCCAUGGCUUGCAGGUGAUUCCGGAUGACCUUGAUCUGAAGGGGAAGCCCAAGUUUGAGCGCUGCAACGACACGGCUUAUGAAGCUCGUCAGUACUUUUCUGGGGAGCUGACGACUGUUGAGGUCCGUCGCACUGAUUAUCCUGAUCUUGGGAAGGAAGUGCAGAUCUCUGCUACGGCGAAUUACAGCUCGACCAACGACAACAUUGUUGGGGAGCACUUGAAGUUUGGCAACUUUCAGACAAAGUUCAUUUCUACACCUGUUUAA